UCGAUUUUAGACACUAAAGCCGUGUGUAAAACGUCGUAUGCUUGCUCUUAUUUGGCUCAUUUCAAUUUGAGACGUGCUCGUGGACAUAACGUCGGUGUAGAAAUUCUUCGACUGAGAAUAUUUACAGGAAAACACAUAUUUGCAACGGAAAAUGGUUUUCAUAACAAAAUUCGCACGUGUCGGUGUGCAGGCGGCUCGUCAGCUGCGUGCCAAGCCCGUUGCAGUGUCACAGUGGCGUAAUUUUCACGUGAGCUGCAUGCUCGACAAAGAAAGACGUUACACAGACAAGCACGAGUGGGUUGAACUGUUGGAUGCCAAUAAGGCCAUCGUGGGAAUCUCCAGCUAUGCACAGGAAGCACUGGGAGACGUUGUUUUCGCUCAGCUGCCCGAACCAGGAACUGAACUCAAGCAGGAUGACGAAUGUGGUGCUCUGGAGAGCGUCAAGGCAGCCAGUGAGGUUUACUCACCGGUGAGUGGAAAGGUGACGGAAAAGAACUCACAGGUUGAAGAUUCUCCAGCGUUGGUCAACACCAGUUGUUACGAGAAGGGAUGGCUGUUCAAGGUCGAUCUCAAGAACCCUGACGAAUUCAAUAAACUCAUGACUGAGGAGCAAUACAAAUCUUUCCUAAGCAGCAGCGCUGAUCAUUAGCGAGUUAUGGAAGGUUGUCAUUAGCUGCUCCUGUUGUUAUCUCACGAUCCACUUAUCAGACUCAUCCACUCACACACACGCACACGUUGUUGUCGCUUUUGGAUUUCGUUACGCUUUAAGAAUAAACUGAAAAGCCAAAUAUUACACUUAAAUCACAA
Messenger RNA from Drosophila innubila, 807 nucleotides. It is a transcript of the gene ppl, whose product is annotated as glycine cleavage system H protein, mitochondrial. The transcript has 3 exons. NCBI's taxonomy places the organism in Eukaryota, Metazoa, Arthropoda, Insecta, Diptera, Drosophilidae. Gene Ontology annotation, biological process: glycine decarboxylation via glycine cleavage system; protein lipoylation. Gene Ontology annotation, cellular component: glycine cleavage complex; mitochondrion; cytoplasm. Bases 152 to 649 code for a protein of 165 amino acids. The record is from RefSeq and is a predicted model, not a curated record.